Molecule: messenger RNA, 3207 nt
Organism: Talaromyces rugulosus
Lineage: Eukaryota; Fungi; Ascomycota; Eurotiomycetes; Eurotiales; Trichocomaceae
Exons: 9
Coding region: 1-3207 (1068 amino acids)
Biological process (GO): valyl-tRNA aminoacylation
Cellular component (GO): cytosol
Molecular function (GO): aminoacyl-tRNA deacylase activity; ATP binding; valine-tRNA ligase activity
Source: RefSeq, a predicted model, not a curated record
AUGGCUACCACGUCUGGAUCUGCGAACCCUCUGGGUGAGCAGACUGCCCCUGUUACGCAAACGCCUCCUCCCGUUUCCGAUUCUACCAAAUCGGCCGUUCAAGACGCUGCCAAAAAUGGUCAAUCCGAGCCCGGCAAGGAUACCUCGGCCGCUCCGCCCGUGGAGGGAAAAGUAAAGACCGAGAAGGAGUUGGAGAGAGAAAGGAAAAAAGCAGAAAAGGCCAAAAAGUUUGCGGAGAAGCAGGCCAAAGCAGCUACCGCUAAGCCCGCGCAACCCAAGGCCGAGAAGAAGGAAAAGGUUGUCGACAAGACCACAGACGCAUACGAUCCAAAGACAAUUGAGCAGGGUCGCUAUGACUGGUGGGAGAAGAAGGGCUAUUUCAAGCCCCAUUUCGAUGAGAAUGGGAACAUCAAGGCAGACGGUGUUUUCACAAUGACUUGCCCUCCUCCCAAUGUGACCGGUGCUCUGCACAUGGGCCACGCUCUCAUGGUCGCUCUUCAAGACACUAUGACCCGGUACUACAGAAUGAAGGGCAAGACGACUCUGUGGCUGCCCGGAACAGAUCACGCCGGUAUCUCGACUCAGAGCGUCGUCGAAAAGAUGUUGUAUAAGGAGAAAAAGCAGACUCGGCACGACCUCGGUCGCGAAGCAUUCGUUGAUCUCACAAAGGAGUGGAAGGACAGGUACCAAGGGUCUAUUCUGACAUCGUUGAAGGCCAUGGCCGCUUCCCUGGAUUGGUCUCGUGAGGCGUACACAAUGAACGACAACUUCUCAGCCGCAGUGACCGAGACUUUCUGUCGUCUGCACGACGAAGGUACCAUCUACCGUGCCAACCGACUGGUGAACUGGUGUUGCACUUUGAAUACGUCUCUGUCGAAUCUGGAAGUCACAAACACCGAAAUCCAAGUCCGAACCCUGCUUGACGUUCCCGGCUACGAGAAGAAGGUCGAGUUCGGUGUCAUCACACACUUUUACUACGAAGUCGAGGGUACUGGCGAGCGUAUCGAAAUCGCAACAACCCGACCCGAGACCAUGCUUGGUGAUACGGGUAUUGCCGUACACCCUGAUGAUAAAAGAUAUCAGCACUUGGUCGGCAAAAAGGCAAAGCAUCCGUUCGUCGACCGUCUUAUGCCGAUUGUUGCCGAUACCUCUGUUGCCAUGGAUUUUGGAACUGGUGCUGUCAAGCUGACUCCUGCCCACGACUUUAACGAUUAUGCUCGCGGGAAGGCACACGGUCUUGAAUUCGUCUCGAUCUUGAACGACAACGGAACUCUCAAGGACAAUUGCGGUGCCUUUUCUGGUCUCAAACGGUUUGACGCUAGAUAUGCUGUCAUUGAAAAGCUCAAGGAGCAAGGGCUAUACGUCAAGUGGGAAAACAACCCUAUGGUCAUUCCUCGCUGUGAGAAGAGUAAAGACAUUAUUGAGCCGGUGCUCAAGCCGCAGUGGUGGAUGAAGAUGGACGAUCUCGCCCAAGCCGCCAUCAAGGCUGUCGAAGACAAGGAAAUUGUAAUCAGCCCAGCCUCUGCGGAGAAGAACUUUUUCCAUUGGAUGAGGAAUAUCCAGGACUGGUGUCUUUCCCGUCAAUUGUGGUGGGGACAUCAAGCGCCUGCCUGGGUUGUAGAGAUCGAAGGACAAGUCGCAGACGAGGCAGACAACAAUUCGUGGGUCACAGGACGCUCCGAGGAAGAAGCCCGUGCAAAGGCGGCCGCCAAAUUCCCAGGCCAGAAAUUCACUCUCCGAAGAGACGAAGAUGUUUUGGAUACCUGGUUUUCUUCUGGCUUGUGGCCCUUUGCUACCCUGGGCUGGCCCAACGCCGAGCACCCUGACUUUACCAAACUUUUCCCUACGAGCGUUUUGGAGACUGGUUGGGAUAUUCUCUUUUUCUGGGUCGCGAGAAUGAUCAUGCUCAGUCUGAAGCUGACUGGCAAGGUCCCAUUCAAGGAGGUCUACUGCCACUCUCUCAUCCGAGAUAGCGAGGGUCGCAAGAUGAGCAAGUCGCUAGGCAAUGUCGUCGAUCCCCUUGACGUCCAACGGGGUAUUACUCUUGAUGAAUUGUAUGAAAAACUGAAGGCCGGUAACCUGGCCGAGAAGGAAAUCGGAAUCGCGAGCAAGUACCAAAAGAAGGCCUUCCCCAAGGGUAUCCCCGAAUGUGGUGCCGAUGCGUUGCGCAUGGCUCUUGUAUCUUACACUACAGGUGGUGGAGAUAUCGCGUUUGAUAUCAACGUUAUCUUUGGAUACCGCCGUUUCUGCAAUAAAAUCUACCAAGCCACGAAAUUCGUUCUUGGAAAGCUCGGUCCGGAUUUCAAGCCGUCGGCAUCACCGAGCAAGACCGGCCAUGAGUCUCUCUCGGAGCGUUGGAUUUUGCACAAGUUCAACUCUGCAGCCAAGGAUAUCAACAAAGCCAUUGAAACACGUGAUUUCUCCGUCUCCGCUUCGACUGCGUACCAAUACAUCUACUCUCAGCUUUGUGAUGUCUUUAUCGAGAACUCCAAGUCGCUGUUGCAGGAUGAUGCCCCCGCAGAGGUGCAAGAGUCUGCCAAACAGACCCUGUACACUGCGCUGGAGGGAGGACUCCUUCUCAUCCACCCGAUUAUGCCUUAUAUCACCGAGGAUCUCUGGCAACGCCUGCCUCGUCGCCAAGGUGACAAGACCGAGUCGAUCAUGAUCGCCCGCUUCCCCGAACCCCGGACAGCCUUUGAUGACGAGUCGGCCGAGAAAGCCUACGAAUUGGUACUCGACACUUCCAAGGCCAUCCGCUCCAUACUCGCCCAGUACGACGUCAAGGAAAAAUCCGACUUGAUCCUCGCCGCCUACAACGACAAAUCCUACAAGACCAUCACCGACGAGGUCGUCGCCAUCAAGUCUCUGGGCGGCAAAUGGGCCGGCGAGAUCUCCCUCCUCGGCCCCGAGGACAAGACUCGUCCGGCUGGAUGCGUCGCAACCCCUGUCGGCGCCGACGUUGCCGUCUACCUCAAGGUGUCGAAGCAGGUCGCCCUCGAACAGGAAGAAAAAGCCAAGGCCAAUCUGCAAAAGGCGCAGGAUUUGGUGUCGCGCGUGCAAAAGAACAUGAGCGCGCCUGGAUGGCAAGAAAAGGUUAAGCCCGAGGUCCGUGAGCAAGAAGAAAAGAGGCUGCGCGAUGCUGAGGGAGAGGCUCAAUUGAUCGAGGAGCAGAUUCGUGAGUUGGAAAAAUUGCGCUUGAAUGCUUAG